Schistocerca piceifrons (Central American locust) is the source of this 1908-nucleotide messenger RNA. RefSeq lists its product as uncharacterized. The record is from RefSeq and is a predicted model, not a curated record. The coding region runs from base 1 to 1908 and encodes 635 amino acids. Lineage: Eukaryota; Metazoa; Arthropoda; Insecta; Orthoptera; Acrididae. The transcript has a single exon.
AUGGAGCCCUCAGAGAAAACAAAAUUAGUCAAUCAGAGAGGUGUAGCAAAGGCCGCUCUCGCGCGCUUUGUGCAGUCUGCAGACACUGCCAGCAUCGAAAUGUUGGAAUCAAAAUUAAGUCGAUUGACUCGGAUUCAGACUGAUUUUGAGUCGUCUCAAACACGGCUGGAAACUGAAGACGAAUCAGCAGAUCAUAGUAAGGACAGGGCAGAAUUCGAGGAUUCGUGGGACUUUGAAGAAUCCACUAUCAAGGACUCAAUGAAGAGGUACACCCAGCUUCCGCAGCCUUUGGGCUCGAAUCCAUCAGGCAGUGUCAGUUCUUUGAAACUACCCACUAUGAACUUGCCAAAAUUUGAAGGUGACUACCUUAAGUGGUCAUCAUACAGGGAUACGUUUUUGAGUCUCAUUAUGAAUAACAAUUCAACUGAUGACGUUCAAAAACUUCACUACCUUAAUUCGUCUUUGCGAGGUGAAGCUAAAGACCUUUUGAAACAUAUACCUGUCACAGCAGGAAAUCUAGCGAUAGCCUGGGGACUUAUUACGCAGAGGUAUAAUAGCCCAAAAAUAAUUGCAGCCAGACAUGCUAAGGCUUUGUUGGCCUUGCCUACAGUCGGUCAUGGCGCAGCGAGCGAUUAUAGGCAACUAAUUAAUCACAUAUACAGCCAUUUGAAGGCCUUAGAAGUUCUCAAACCUGAUGUUCCACUUCAUGAAGUUAUUCUUUCGGAAGAGAUUCUGUCUAAUAUGCGACCCACAGAUCGUCAUGAGUGGGAGGUAAAGAUGUCUGGAUCAACAUUCACCACAUUAAAUCAACUAAUAGAUUUUUUGGAAACAAAAUGUCAGGCCCUUGAGUUGAUCAGGUUCAGGGAUAACAUCUCAAGGGAUUUGCAAGGAAAUGCCAAUAAUUUAAAUCAACCAAGACAUGUGAGGAGGGCUCAUCUCGCUAAUGCUGAUGCUGAGGAAUCGUGUAAUUUUUGUGGUGAACCUCAUACUAUCACUAAAUGCAAAGGGUUUCAGGCACUAAAUCUCGAUGAGCGGUGGGCAUAUGUGACAAAAAAUAAGCUUUGUUUUUUGUGCAUCCACUCUGGUCAUUUCUCGACUAAAUGCUGGAUUUCUCCUUGUAGGACCUGCAAAGGAAGGCACAACAUACUGCUCCACAAGCCUGCUGAACCAAGGAGUGGGCAGAAUAGUGAACCAGGGGGCCAUUCCUUGGCCCAUCAAGCUACGAACGGGAAGGCAAACAUCCAUUGUAAUGUUUUGUUAGCAACUGCUGUUGUCAACAUUAAAGACAGCAUGGGUAGACAGCAGGUUUGCAGAGUUCUGCUAGAUAGUGCGAGUCAGCUAUCCUUUAUAUCUAAGGGCAUGGCAGAGAAAUUAAAACUGAAACGAAGUAAACAUUCAUUUCCUGUGAAGGGUAUAAACAAUGCCUUUGCAGCCUCAGUGUCUUACACUUGUGAUGUUGAACUGUCGUCUAGGAUCAACGACUUUCAUAUCAGAACCACUUGUGCUAUCGUAGAUCAUGUCACCAGUGACCUACCGGCGAGCAAGAUAGACACAAGGUCCUGGAGUGUCCCAUGUAAUCUUCCGCUCGCUGACCCAGAAUUCAACAAGCCUGCCACAGUAGAUUCAAUUCUUGGUGCUGAGGUUUUCUUUGACGUUGUUUGUAAGGAAAGGCUGGUGAAACCAAGUUAUCCUUCACUGGUCGAAACAAGAUUUGGCUGGAUUUUGUCUGGUAGGAUGCCUUCAGCAGCAUGCAACAUGCCUCGUUCUACAGUGACCUCGUGCUUUGUUAGAGGUGACAAUUUAGAUGCCAAACUGCAGAGGUUUUGGGAGUUAGAGGAACUGUCUGCGAAAACGAUGAGUAGGCAUGUUAAAAUUUGUGAGGCUCACUUUCAGCGCCACACCACAUGA